GAUAUUCUCAAUUGAUUAUCAUAAGCCACUUUGCUCAUCACAGCUGUAAGUUAGGAUGAGAAGCAGUAGGAGAGCAAGUCUUAGAAAUAAUGGGGAUUUAAUUGAUCAUAUUUGCUCAUACUUUACUUAAGGAUAUCUAGAUACAUUAGAGUGAAAGUACAAAAGAAUGGUUUAAACCAGAAACACUAACAAAUAACAAUAACAAAACCUUCAAACAUGAAUCGUCAACUGAGCAGCACUACAGGAAGCGUGAAUGGCAGCACAAGCUUGCUACGGCAAACAAGCAACCCCGGUAUCAAUGGCAACAGUAACAACAAUAAAACAUUAAGCUUAAACCGACAAUCGAGUAGCCCAAGCAACUACAGCAGCACAGGUCCAACAUUUCUACGCCAGUCGAGUAACAGUCUGAAAUUGCCAAAUGGUGGAAUAGAGGGCAGCACUGGGAGUUUGAAAAGAAAUCGCCCAUUGAGUACAAUCAGCAAUGGGAGCCUGAAGGUGAAUGGAAAACUAGAGUUGGAUAGAUCUAUAUCCAGGACAAGUUCAUAUGGUUCAGAAGAUGAAGAACCAAUGUGCUGUUUCUGCCCAGUUUGCUUAGAGAGAUAUGUCCCUAAUGAGAAGCAUCCAUUGUUGAUGGAUUGUGGCCAUUCUAUGUGUAGUGGAUGUUUCCAACAGAAAAUCAAAACCAGAAAGGGACCAGUAGGAAGCUUCCCUUGCCCUGAAUGUGAAACCACCAUACAUCCGAAAAAAGAUGGCGAGAAAACAAAUGAAUAUGUUAUCCAGACAUUAGAAUACUAUGAACAACGACGUGUCAAACACUCCAUAACCUACAACUGUAUUUUAUGUCAUCGAAUUGGAAAACCCGAUCAGGAAGCUGUUAAUAUCUGUUUGAUAUGCAAUGAGCGAUAUUGUGAAGAUUGCACAAAGCCGCAUCAAUUUUCCCGCGCUACCCAAGACCAUGAGAUCCUCCCCCUGAGUGAGUAUCUGAGUGGAGACCCACGUCAGAUUUACAGCAAGUUUCCUGUGUAUUGUGCAGUGCAUCCAGACCAGAAACAGGAGUACUUCUGUCAGAACGAUGACUGCAAGAUUUGCAUAUGUAUGAAGUGUCGCAACAGCAAACACCACAUGCACCACUGCAUUGAGAUCAAGGAGAAGGCAGGACAAGGCAGAGAUAUGCUGGAACAGCUUGCAGUUGCCACAAGGAAACGUGUGGAGCACAUACAAGAGACCAAAGACAUGGUACUUGAUAGCAAGACACUCCUUAUGAAAGAACACUCCAAAGCAGUUAAUGUUAUUGAUGAACAUGCUGAAGAGAUCAUCAAGAAUGUUCAAUGGCAAGCUGAGGUGUGCAAGGAACAUCUAAAGAGCCAGGUAGAUAGCAACUUACAAGGCCUUGAAGACCUUUGCGAGACACUCAACACAAAACAAACACUUGCUAACAAUCUCUUUGAGAAAGCUGUUCAUGAAUUCAACGACAACAACCUUGUGAGCAUUGUGGGUAAUAUGGAACUGCGGAAGAGGCAGUUGCAUGAUUGGAAGAAUAGACCAGCUUUGGUUAACAGCGUCAGUAAGAUUGCAAUCAAGUUUUCACCUGGGAAUCUACGAGAGAUGAUCAAUAAGAACUUUGGUGCAGUAGAGGUGACAUCACAGGCUCAGGUGACCAUAGAAAGUGAGCACCAGGUGAUUAAACCUCAACUAGUGAAGCAGGUUGAGUUGGACCAUGCAUGUUGGGGCAUAGCUAAAACACCAGCAGGUGACCUUGCUAUUGCAGUCAAUGAUGUUGGUGUGCAGAUAUUUGAUGAAGAGCUAGAGCUGAAGUCAAAGUUCCAAGUGAAAAAACCCAAUGACAUCACAUGUCUUGACUCUGGUGAACUGGUGGUAACUUGCAGUACUAAAGCCAAUGAUAUCAAGCUCUUCAAACAAGAUGGCACCUUUGUCAAGGACAUCUGCUAUGGAGUGAAUAAACCACAAGGCCUGACACACCACAAGAAAGUUGGGCUUAUUGCCCUCGGGCGCUACCCUGAGGCCAUCUAUCUAUGUACCCAGGAAGGUGGAAUCAAGAAAACUGUAAGGAAUGGUAAGCUCAGUUGUGUUAACCACGUCGCCUUUAACCCUGCGAAAAACCACAUCGUCGUAUCUGAUGUGAACAACCAUGCAGUGUAUGUGAUGGAUCAAGAAGGUACAAUUAUAGCUCAAUACGGCGGCACUCAGGGAGAUGAGGAGAAUGAGCUGGAUGGCCCUAAAGGUGUCUGUGUCACCGAGGAUCAUAUCAUUGUCGCAGAUAACCACAAUCACAGAGUGGUUCUCCUUUCACACAAUGGUCAAUUUGUUAAAACCCUCCUUAACAAACAAGAUGGCAUACUGUUCCCCGCAAAUGUUGCAAUCGAUAGAAAUGGAGAUUUAGUUGUCGGAGAGAGCCAUUCCUUAAGCAACAGGAAGAAUCACUUGCAUAUCUUCAAAUAUAUUGUCUAGAAAGUAUGUUCAAUGGUAUGCCCAUGUUUUAGAACAUCAAAAUAGACAGACUAUUACAGAAUAAGGAUAACAAAUGUUAGUUCCAUAGUCCAAAAUGCAGGAGAAUGUCAAAACUUUUCAGGGAGUGGAAAUAGCUUAACCACAAAAGUAAACGUUGUAACAAUGAGAAAUCAACAGACAAAAAUCAAGCAUCCAUCGUAAUAUAUACCAUAAAUCUUUGUUACGAUUCUAUAUACCGAUGAACCAAAUGUUCUAGUUAUUGUGAAGUCACAUAUCAUAUUUGAAUUUUAAAUAUUAAACAUCC
Molecule: messenger RNA, 2773 nt
Organism: Owenia fusiformis
Lineage: Eukaryota; Metazoa; Annelida; Polychaeta; Sabellida; Oweniidae
Source: the annotation of a GenBank genome assembly